UCGGGGCUGCCCUCUCCAAUGUAAAGUGAGUCUAAUUUAAGUCUGGCACGAAUACAAUUGCCUCUUGGUCCCCUGACUGAAGAUGAAUGCGAGCCUCUCGUCAGACUGCCCUGCCUCUCCAUCAAUAUUGGCUAGCUGCAAGCGAGGCUAGCUGGAGGCUGACCAAAUACAUCUGUCGGGCCCAAUUCCCCACCUUUGGCGACUACGGACAUGUUUUGGUCGAUGUCGUGCAUUAUCAGGACAUCCGCUCGGGUGGGUUACAACAGAAAAGAGUUGACGGGGCCACAUGUCAGCAAUCGCGUGCAUGUUUCAGACCGCUACCAUGUUCCGUGAUAGCCGCAGCAUACCAUUCACACGCUUUCGGAGCGAGCCGCAAACGAAGCAUUACGCAACGUCAUAUCAGGGAUGCCACGAGGGCUGGUAAUCGGCCCUUGAAGUCAGGUACCGUUCACGCGUCGUUGAUAUUCUCGCCGCUAAGCUUGAAGACGACGACAAGUUUGGAUCCAUUGGUAGGAAAGCAGGGUGAUGAGAAAUCAGAACAUCAGGGAGACGGGCCCAACAGAUAAGAUAACGCGGUACUAGAGGUCAUAUAUAUAGGCAUGCGGAUGUGUUCUAGGUAUACCUUCUUCAUACGUCAAUAUUGCAGGUGUAUUCGUGCCGUCAGCAAAGUCAAGGUUGUCAACGCAAGGACAGGCUAG
This is a messenger RNA of Alternaria alternata, 698 nucleotides long. RefSeq lists its product as hypothetical. The transcript has a single exon. Bases 87 to 566 code for a protein of 159 amino acids. The record is from RefSeq and is a predicted model, not a curated record. NCBI's taxonomy places the organism in Eukaryota, Fungi, Ascomycota, Dothideomycetes, Pleosporales, Pleosporaceae.